UUAAUAUUCGUUUUUGUAUAUUAUUGAACCACAACCGGAGACAACCACAUCAUUUCAAGCUUCAAAAGUUCAAGAACCGUAAAAAGUUGUUCAAUAAGAGUAUAUUAUAAUAUGUUUAAACAUGAAUUUUAUCCUAUCGCAACGCUUAUUGCAGUCCUUAAUAUUUUCUGUACCAAGGUAAUUGGUCAUGGAAUGCUUUUAGAUCCUGUUAGUCGUUCAUCUAGGUGGCGAUAUGAUGAAUCAGCCCCGAAAAAUUACGAAGAUAACAUGCUCAAUUGUGGAGGAGCCGAUUUAAGUUUUGCAACUAAUUUUUAUUUUAUCUUUACAUUCCUCAUGAGCUUUAUUUUCCAGGUAAUGUGGGGUACUAAUGCUGGUGAAUGUGGAUUGUGUGGAGAUGAUUACAGUUUACCAACACCUCGUCCCAAUGAACUGGGUGGAACCUUUGGAGAGGGAGUAAUUACCAAACAGUACGUUAAUGAAUACCAGGUCGAAUUGGGCAUACAAGUCAUCGUAAACCACAUGGGUUUCUUCUACUUCGAUAUUUGCAACUUGGACGAGUUUCAUGAAGAAUCUGAGGAUUGUUUUAAGGAAAAUCCCAUUCUAUUGGCUGAUGGCAGUGAUAAGUUUUAUAUUGAUGAAACGGUCGGAUGGUUAAAUGCAACAGUAAUUUUUCCUCCAGAAUUAAAUUGUAUGCACUGUGUUUUGAGAUGGAACUAUGUAGCAGGAAAUAAUUGGGGUAAAUGUGAAGAUGGCAGUCUUGGUUUGGGUUGUGGACCGUUUCAGAAGAACUAUAAAGGUUGUUCUGAUAUAAGUAUAGUGACGCCAAGUUCACGACAUAUCUUAUCACUUAUAAAUAACCAUGGUGUAAAACAGGUUGAGCCUGCUGAUGAACUAACUGAGCCUGAGCCUGAGACUGAGCUUGAGGCUUAGACUUACAUGUUAGAUUCAUAUGUGUGUUUUAAAAAUGUACAUAUUAUAAGUACAUACUUAUGUAUAUUUGUAUUAUGUGAUAACCAUUUAUGUUUAAUAAACGAGUUCAAAAAUUGAAA
Messenger RNA from Eupeodes corollae, 1049 nucleotides. RefSeq lists its product as uncharacterized. The record is from RefSeq and is a predicted model, not a curated record. Bases 112 to 930 code for a protein of 272 amino acids. NCBI's taxonomy places the organism in Eukaryota, Metazoa, Arthropoda, Insecta, Diptera, Syrphidae. The transcript is spliced from 2 exons.